Molecule: messenger RNA, 526 nt
Organism: Tarenaya hassleriana
Lineage: Eukaryota; Viridiplantae; Streptophyta; Magnoliopsida; Brassicales; Cleomaceae
Product: 60S ribosomal protein L14-1-like
Exons: 4
Coding region: 91-369 (92 amino acids)
Biological process (GO): ribosomal large subunit biogenesis; translation
Cellular component (GO): ribosome; cytosolic large ribosomal subunit
Molecular function (GO): RNA binding; structural constituent of ribosome
Source: RefSeq, a predicted model, not a curated record
GCUCUGAUCAACUACGGAAAGGAGUACGGGAAGCUCGUGGUGAUCGUCGAUGUGGUCGAUCAGAACAGAGCUCUUGUUGAUGCUCCUGAUAUGGUGAGGACCCAAAUGAACCUGAAGAGGCUCUCAUUGACCGAUAUCAAAAUAGACAUAAACCGUGUCCCGAGGAAGAAGUCGCUCAUUGAAGCCAUGGAGAAGGCUGAUGUGAAGAACAAGUGGGAGAACAGCUCAUGGGGCAGGAAGCUGGUCGUCCAGAAGAGAAGAGCCUCACUUAACGAUUUUGACAGGUUCAAGGUUAUGUUGGCCAAGAUCAAGAGAGCUGGAUUGGUGAGGCAAGAGCUUGCGAAGCUGAAGAAGGAAAGCUCAUCAUAGACGUGCAUGAGAGUCUAAGUACUUGUUUUGGUUUGACCAGCGUUGUAAGAAUUUCCGUCUCUUGUUUUCUGGAUUUCGUUGUGCUAAAAAUUAAGAAUCUGUUACAUCUAUGCCGACAUUGUUCUUUGGUUUACAUCCCAAAAGGGUUUUUUUUUUC